Acanthoscelides obtectus is the source of this 3514-nucleotide messenger RNA. Lineage: Eukaryota; Metazoa; Arthropoda; Insecta; Coleoptera; Chrysomelidae. The record is from the annotation of a GenBank genome assembly.
GUCAAACGUCACCUUCAGAUGAUUUGAAGUUUGUUUUGAUUUAUAAAUAAAAAAUGUAAAAGGUAUGCACAAUGCAGAAAAUGUACUUGGAAAUCUGUUUUGAACCUCAAUACUAAGUUUGACAUAAUGUAAUGUUACUGAGUAACUGAUAAAUUUAAUUGAACAUGGCCGAGAACUCGAAGAAUGCGCCCCAUAUGUUUGCUGAAAAAUCUUCACCAAACGAAGAAGUCUCAAGUUGUGUCGUUAUAACAGAUCAAAAAGCUGAGACACCUUGCUUAGAAAAUGCUAAAGAUCAUCCUGAUAUAUCGGAAAAACCACAUGAAAUUGAUGGAAUCGUAAAAACUGUAAAAAUCGAGGAAAACAGUCCAAAAUCAACUGCAAGGGUAAGUCAUGUGGCAGAAGAUGAAAAUAAAAUUAAUGAAGGACCUCUGUUAAAAUCGACUAAUAUGAAUGAUAGCAAUGAAACUGAGCAAGCCAAAAACUGUGUGAAAUCAUCUGAGAGUAUAAGUGACACAGACGUUUCUACAACCGAUACAGAUGAAAAUGAAUCGACAGCCAGUUCAGUGGACACAAAACUCAGUGAAACAGUAGCUUACCAGCAAAAAAUGAUCGAGGAGAACGCUUCUAGGAUAAAACAUUUAGAGGAGACUCGAAUAUACCUUGAACAAGUUGUGAAGGAUUUGAAUGAUAAACUUGAAGUGGCUGUAGAGAGAAAAGAAGCGGCCGUUAAAGAAAAAGAAACCAUGGUUAUCAGAUACGCCACAGGAGAGAAAAACAUCUUGAUUGAAAAACAACAAAAAGAGGUUGCCGAAAAAAAGUUAAAAGAGGCUCUGAAAGAAAACGAAAUCUGGCAACACAAAUAUCAAACUAUGAUGUUGGAGAAAAGCAGACUGUGCCAAAUGUUGGACAAUAAGUGUUAUGACUUGAAAAAGUCACAGCAAGAAUUAGAAAAUACUAAAGCGGACUUGAAUGCGUUGAACACAAAGUUGAAAUGGUCACAAAAUAACUUGAAGAAUGAAAUGGAAGCGCACAAGGAAAGUCAAGCUAAAGUUGAAGCACUGAAUACAAAAUUGCAAGAGAUUCAAAACCAGAUAGAUAAGGUUAGGAAGGAUGCUCACGAAACCAUCAAAACCUUUAAAUGUUCUGAAGAGAACCGUGCACAUACCUUGGAUCAGCAAGUGCAGGAACAGCAAGCCCAACUGAUCCUACUUAGACACGAAAAGACCGACAAAGAAGAUCAACUAAAAUCACUGCAGACUGAACUUCAGAGGCUGCAAGAGAAACAAAAAGAUAUGUUAGAGGAAAACAACAAACUUUCAUUGAAGGUUCAACAGUUAGAAAGAGAGAGGUUGGAAAUAGAACAGAAAUUGAGCGAAUUGAGGGGGUAUACGGAUAGACAGAAGCAAGAUGUUAUAGAUUUACAAGCUAAGAGUGUCCAUUUAGGACAACUGAAGCUACAAUUGAAACAUGAACAAGAUCAACUAGCAGCAUGUAAUGAACAAGUGACGUUGCUGAAACAGAGGAAUUCAGAUCUCGAAAGUGACAUGGAGUCUUGUAGAGUAAAAGAGGCAGAACUACUUAUAUUUACUCAACAGUUGACCGAGAAAAAUGUCAGACUUCAGUCGGAGUUCACGUCUAUGGAAACCAAGGUUCAGCAACUGACUUGUGAACAAGCUGUACUAAAAAGACAGAUAAAAGAGCAUGAGACCAAGGCCAGAAUGUUAUCUAGUAAAUCGUUAGAAGAAAGAAGUAAAUAUACAGAGGAAAUAAGUCAACUGUCCACAGAAUUAGAAGAAAAAAAGAAACUGUGCGUCAGUUAUAGUCAAGAAAUCGUGGAUUUGAAGGGUGAACUUCUUUUGGUGAAGAGGAAAUAUGAAAUGUCUUUGAGGGAAGUAAACAAAGAAUUGCAACAUAGUAGAAGAAAAUUGAAGGAUUUUGAAAACGCUGAUACAGCAAGUCAAAGUAGUUCAAACUCUAGUUCGAAUGUGACUGAGAGGGAAUGUUCAGCUGAACCAGAACAAGUUAAAAUCGUGCCUGCAGAUGUGGGAAUAGACAAGCAAACUCUCAUAGAGCACAUCGUAAAACUUCAGAGGAUAAGCGCAAAAAAAUCGGAAAAAAUAGACUUUUUAGAAGAACACGUCAACACUUUAGUAGCGGAACUCCAGAAAAAAUCGAAGUUACUUCAAAAUUAUAUUUUGCGAGAGCAAACUGGAACUAUGUCUUCUAAUUCUAUGGAUAAUAAUAAGGCGAAGCUAGCGAAAUUGAAUGGAAUAAUGGCUUCCCUGUAUAGUUCCCGCAUUGCAGAUAAUAAUCUAACUCUUGAAUUAUCACUAGAUAUAAAUAGAAAAUUACAGGCUGUACUAGAAGAUACUUUGCUUAAAAACAUUACCCUCAAGGAAAGUGUGGACACUCUCGGUUCCGAAAUAGAAAGAUUGAACAAGAUGCUGAAAUCCGGCUAAAAUGUAUCUCCGAAAUAGAGCUUUCUGAUAUUUUUUGAUCUCACGUUUUGUAUCGUAAUAAUUAAUUUUGAAGCAUAUUCCACUUGUACGGAUACAAAUUGCGCAUAUAACGGCCAUACUAUUUAAUGUGAGUGGUUAAGUAAUUAGUUUUAAUUUAAACUGAAUUCCAUUAUAAUUAGUUAACGAAAUAUAUCAUGAAUUUGUAUUUAGCAAUACGUAUUAUUAUUGCAUAUACAGGGUGUUAAUUGAAUAUCAAUAUUUAAGGAGUCGAUUUUUGGGUCCAAUCUAAGAGGAAAACUUCAUAUGACCGGACGUCCUAAACGUCGUAACUUUUGAGAUACAGGGUGGUAAAGUUUUGAGAAAUAAAUCAUUCCUUAAUAUGUGUAUGGUUUAAAAUCUAUUUUUAUGUAUCUAACAAUAUUAUUAACGUGAUGAUAUCACCAUGCAGAGAAAUGUGUUUUAAUUUUUUUAGGUGAAAAUCGUGCCCCGGACAAAAUAGUUGAAAAGAUCAAAACUGAUCAUAAUUGAAUACAGAUUUAAAUUUUUUAUCUUAAGAGAAGUUAGUGGCGUGCCACUGACUUUUCUAUAUUGAAAACUUUACCAUCCUGUAUCUCCAAAGUUAAGAUGUUUAGGCCAUACGUUCACGUGAAGUUUUCUUCUUAAAAUCAACUUGAAAUUCGUCAAAUAUUGAUAUUCAAUUAUCAAAAAUACUGUAUAUAAUGUGUAUAAACUUGUUUUCCUAAUUUAGUCUAAUGUACGAUGUAUGACAUCAACGUUCAGAAAUAUGCAUUUUUAUAUUUUGAGAAUGUAGUUUCUACAAUUGAUGUUCUGUUUUUUGUGAAAACAUUUCUCUUCUCACCUUUUUGUAUGUUUUUCCAGUUUUUUUUUACCUCUAAUUUGAUAGUUCAAAGAUUAUAUACUUAUAAAAUGAAUGGUACGAAUUUUUCUAGUCCUUAAAAUAUAAAUAUUUGCAUAAAUCGACAUAAAAAUAUAUAUUCAAAUGCUAUUAUUAUAAAAAUUUCUGUAGUAUAUAUAGGCAAUAAUAAUGAUCACUU